This is a messenger RNA of Rangifer tarandus platyrhynchus (Svalbard reindeer), 981 nucleotides long. NCBI's taxonomy places the organism in Eukaryota, Metazoa, Chordata, Mammalia, Artiodactyla, Cervidae. The record is from the annotation of a GenBank genome assembly.
AUGCAGAGCCCUGCCAUGAUGUCUGUGUUGCUUGUGUCCGUGGGCCUCAUGGAAGCACUCCAGGCCCAGAGCCACCCCGUCUUACGACGAGACCUCCUCUCUCGAGAAAUGCCCCUAGACAUGGCCCUGGCCUCCUUUGAUGACCAGUAUGCUGGCUGUGCCGCAGCCAUGGCGGCUGCUCUCCCGGAUCUCAACCGCACAGAGUUCCAGGAAAACAAAGUGUACGCCGAUGGCUGGGCACAGGCAAGCAGCCAGUGGCGGGAGCGCCAGGCCUGGGGGCCCGAGUGGGGUGUCAGCCCUACCCGUCUGCUCGCCCCCCUGGGCUUCCGAGAAGAGCACGGGGUGGCCCUCCUGGCUUACACGGCCAACAGCCCCUUGCACAAAGAAUUCAAUGCAGCCGUGCGUGAGGCGGGUCGCUCCCGGGCCUACUACCUCCAGCACUUCUCCUUCAAGACACUCCACUUCCUGCUGACCGAAGCCCUGCAGCUGCUGAGCAGCAGCCAGCGUCCACCCCAGUGCCACCAGGUGUUCCGAGGGGUGCAGGGCCUGCGCUUCCGGCCGGCGGGGCCUGGGGCCACCGUCAGGCUGGGGGGCUUUGCCUCCGCGUCCCUGCAGAAUGCUGCGGCCCAGCACUUUGGGGAAGACACUUUCUUUGGCAUCUGGACCUGCCUUGGGGCCCCCAUCAAGGGCUACUCCUUCUUUCCUGGGGAGGAGGAGGUGCUGAUCCCUCCCUUCGAGACCUUCCAGGUGAUCAACGCCAGCAGGCCGGCCCAGGGCCCCUCUCGUAUCUACCUCCGGGCCCUGGGCAAGCGCAGCACAUACAACUGCGAGUACAUCAAAGACAAGAAGUGCAAGUCUGAGCGCUGCCGUCUGGAUAAUUCAGCCGUGGAUCAGAGGCCCAUUCCUGCAGUCUGGUCCCUUCUACUGCUGCUCUGGUUCCUCGUUGGGGAGAUCUUUCCAGAGAGUCCGGGCCUCCUCUAG